Messenger RNA from Pseudomyrmex gracilis, 1869 nucleotides. RefSeq names its product histone-lysine N-methyltransferase setd3 (gene Setd3). Gene Ontology annotation, molecular function: protein-L-histidine N-tele-methyltransferase activity; histone H3K36 methyltransferase activity; histone H3K4 methyltransferase activity. Gene Ontology annotation, biological process: positive regulation of transcription by RNA polymerase II; peptidyl-lysine trimethylation; peptidyl-lysine monomethylation. Lineage: Eukaryota; Metazoa; Arthropoda; Insecta; Hymenoptera; Formicidae. The record is from RefSeq and is a predicted model, not a curated record. The transcript is spliced from 7 exons. Bases 303 to 1760 code for a protein of 485 amino acids.
AGCAUUAAAUAGCGCUAAUAGCGUCUCCUGAAAUGAAACCUUGAUAGAAACUAAAAAUCAAUAGAGUGCGGUACUACCUACAUACGGGAGAAAAUCGUUUGGGGGGAAGCAAUUUUGCGCUGAUUUUGAGGUUAUGUCGUUCAUAUCGCAACAUCCGUGGUGGCGGCCACCAACGGAGGUUCGUACGAGCUAUUUUCGUUGUGGCGAAAAGUUUUGCUAGUUGCAGGCGCCGCGCGUUACGCGUUAUAAUGUAUCUGAAUGCGAAGAGAGGCCAUCAGAGCGCCGUAAGAUAGUAGACAAAAAUGGGCAGGAGAAAGGCUUGUACAUUGUCAAAAGGUAAACAACACGAUCCGUCAUCGCAGCAGAAGCAUUUGUCCACGGCGAAAAGGAACGAGCUCAAUGCCCUGUGCGAGAAACUCUUCGAUCUAAGCAGCAACCCAGCGUACUUAACGCAAUUAUGGAACAACUACUUGGAUAUAUCGGAAGUUCUGCUGAAGGUUAAACGCCUGGAGGAAAUGAAGACCGAAUUGUCCCAGCGAUCCCUGGGGAUUGGACAAUUCAUAAAUUGGCUCAUUGAGAACAAAGCGCGUGUCGAUGGUGUGAGCAUUGCCGAUUUUCCGGGAUACGAUCUGGGACUGAAGGCAGAGGCUGAUUUUGUUCAGAAUCAAUUGAUCUUAGAGAUACCAAGGACUCUCAUUUUCAGCACACACACCGCAGCAUCAGAAUUGAUUGUUAUGCAGAAUGAUCCUUUAGUGCAGCACAUGCCUCAAGUGGCGUUAGCUCUGGCGCUUCUCAUAGAAAGACAUAAGGAGAACUCCAAAUGGAAGCCUUAUUUGGACAUGCUUCCAAAUACUUAUAACACAGUUUUAUAUAUGAAGGCUAAUGAUAUGAUCGAGCUUAAAGGCAGCCCUACGUUAGAGGCUGCGUUGAAGCAGUGCCGGAAUAUCGCAAGACAAUAUUCCUACUUUAGCAGAGUAUUUCAAAGCAAUAAUAACUCUGUCUCUGCGAUACUUAGAGAUAAUUUUACCUACGAAAGAUAUUGCUGGGCCGUUUCCACAGUGAUGACACGACAAAACUUGAUUCCGAGUCCGGACGGUUCGCGAAUGAUCCAUGCUUUAAUCCCCAUGUGGGACAUGUGCAAUCACGAGAAUGGGAGGAUUACGACAGAUUUCAACGCGUCGUCGGAUCGCUGCGAGUGUUACGCGUUGAGAGAUUUCAAAAAAGGGGAGCAAAUAUUUAUAAGUUACGGACCGAGGACGAACUCCGAUUUCUUCGUGCACUCGGGCUUUGUCUACAUGGAUAACGACCAAGAUGGUUUUAAACUUCGCCUUGGCAUUAGUAAAGCGGAUUCUCUUCAGAAAGAACGAAUAGAAUUAUUAGACAAACUAAAUCUGCCGUCGGUAGGGGAAUUUUUGUUGAAACCGGGCGCACAACCCGUCUCUGACACGCUAUUAGCCUUUUUGCGGGUGUUCAGCAUGCGAAAAGCCGAGCUGACGCAUUGGCUGCACUCAGACAAGGUCUUUGACCUGAAGUGUAUGGACUGUGUACUGGAGACGGUCGUUGAAGAGAACGUAAGAAAAUUUCUGCUGACCAGGCUGCAGCUCUUAAUCGCUAAUUACCCGACGACACUGAAGGAGGAUCUAGAAUUAUUGGAGCUUACGUUGCCACAGGUAAAAAAAAUGGCCGUUCAGCUGAGAGUUACUGAAAAAAGGAUUCUUUUGGGUGCGCUUGACUAUGUGGAGCAGUGGACAAAGGCUUGAAAGAAUCGGCUGGAACUACGAUUGAAAGGAUCUUUCGAAAGAAAUCAAUUUUAUUUUUACAAAUUUUCGAAAGACGAUUUUUUCAAGUAUAAAAGUAAAAUAUAAAGGC